AUGAGAAGCGCUUCCAUUUUUAAACACCGCCAGAAUGAUGUCACAAAGACAAUUUGAUAUACGCGUGUGCACAGCAAGCCGUCUCCGGGACCUGACGCUUUUUCAACGUAUUCAUCCAUCAGUGGACCAACGAUUCAGCCAUUAUGCCAGCCACAACUUCUAUUUCGUCUGCAACGACCGUUCACGUGCAUCCUUUAGUUCUUCUUUCAGCCACCGAUCACUACAACCGUGUAGCUAAAGACACCAGAAAGCGGGUCGUGGGUGUUUUACUUGGACAGCAAAAGGGCAAGACCGUCAAUGUAUCCAACAGUUUUGCAGUUCCUUUUGAGGAGGAUGAGAAAGAUCCCUCAGUGUGGUUUCUCGAUCAUAACUACGUUGAAGCCAUGAAUGACAUGUUCAAGAAAGUAAACGCCAAAGAGAAAUUGAUUGGAUGGUACCACAGUGGACCGAAGCUUCGUUCGUCAGAUUUGGAGAUCAACGAUUUAUUCAAACGAUACACACCCAAUCCCGUGCUGGUGAUUGUCGAUGUGAAACCCAAAGAUGUCGAAAUUCCUACGGAUGCUUACUUUGCCAUUGAAGAGAUCAAAGAUGAUGGCACGGCAACAACGAAGACGUUCAUGCAUGUUCCCUCAGAGAUAGUGGCUGAAGAGGCUGAAGAAAUCGGUGUGGAGCACUUAUUGCGAGACAUUAAGGAUAACGCAGUGGGCACACUUUCAACUCGCAUCAAUUCACAAUUGGAAUCUUUAUCUGGAUUGCAAGGACGACUGGAAGAAAUCCGCGACUACUUGCAAAAGGUCGUGGCCGGCAAAUUACCGGUGAAUCAUCAAAUCAUUUACAAUCUUCAGGAUAUUUUCAACUUGUUGCCUAGCUUGGAAUCCCCUGAAAUGGUCAACUCUUUCAGCACAAAGACCAACGAUCAACUUCUUGUGAUGUAUCUGUCCAGUUUGAUUCGAGCCGUCAUCGCUUUGCACAACUUAAUCAACAACAAAAUCGAUAACCUGCAGGAAGAGGGAGUUUUGGUAUCAACGGCCACUGAAGAUGAGAAGAAGAACAAGGAAUCAGACUCGGCUGCAUAAAUAAAAUGAUGGAUCAUUUUUUCAUAAACUGCACUUUGCAUCCAUGUAGAAGUGAAUG
Molecule: messenger RNA, 1134 nt
Organism: Radiomyces spectabilis
Lineage: Eukaryota; Fungi; Mucoromycota; Mucoromycetes; Mucorales; Radiomycetaceae
Product: maintenance of mitochondrial structure and function-domain-containing protein
Exons: 5
Coding region: 144-1076 (310 amino acids)
Biological process (GO): proteasome-mediated ubiquitin-dependent protein catabolic process
Cellular component (GO): proteasome complex; proteasome regulatory particle
Molecular function (GO): protein binding; metallopeptidase activity
Source: RefSeq, a predicted model, not a curated record